AUGAGGUUGCUAGGGUUAUUGGUUUUAAUCGUGUCAGGGGUGUGUUUAGUGAAUUGCACGCAUUUGGUGGUCGGAAAUGUAGCUGAUAGAGUAGUUCUUGCCCAUCAUGAAGACUUUGAAUACAAUGCCAUGCCGUUCUUCAAGAGGAUCAAAUCUUUCUUUUAUUCCUCACCUACCAAUAAACCUAUACGGGGUAUACAAGCAUUGGACAACGACCACAGCAAGGCGUCAGUCAACAUAACGGCGGGUGGAAUUGGCUAUCCGUUUGUUAACUUACGAAUCAAAAGCGAGAGGGGAAGCAGACUGAGCUACGAUAUUGGAAUUUAUGUUAGCCCAGAUUUUAUUUAA
Pieris macdunnoughi is the source of this 348-nucleotide messenger RNA. NCBI's taxonomy places the organism in Eukaryota, Metazoa, Arthropoda, Insecta, Lepidoptera, Pieridae. The record is from the annotation of a GenBank genome assembly.